Molecule: messenger RNA, 2435 nt
Organism: Mytilus trossulus (common blue mussel)
Lineage: Eukaryota; Metazoa; Mollusca; Bivalvia; Mytilida; Mytilidae
Product: complement C1q-like protein 4
Exons: 2
Coding region: 245-892 (215 amino acids)
Molecular function (GO): protein binding
Source: RefSeq, a predicted model, not a curated record
UUACACAUAAGAAGUGUGUUUACAUUACCUCGUAUCACAUUUCGGAUGUAUGUAUUUCCGACCACUUCAGGAAAAUAUGAUAUUAUUUAUAAUCACUUUGCACUUGGAUUUAGAACUAACAGCACGUAGCAAAAUUUUAAACGAGAAAAUGAACGCCAUUUUACUUUUCAAUCUAGCUGGAUUUGUCAUUUCUGUUGUAUGAGGAGACGACGGUUCAUGUCUAACAAAAGCAUGUAACAACAAAAUGACAGCGCCAUUGCUUGAUAAUCAAAACGCACCUCUUGUAGCGAUGAUCGACCUGUCAAAAGCUGAUGAACACGUCAAAGAGUAUGUCAACACAGCUUUAGAAACAAAAAUGGCGAAUCUAGUUAAAACGAAACUUGAAGAUGUUUUCAAAUCACUAAAGAUUGAGGAAGAUGUUAAACUUUAUGUUGACGAAGUAAGACAAAAUGUGACUUUAAACAUCACGGACGAUAUUAAACGAAUAAUAGAGGAGGUUAUUGAACGAAAACAAAUGAAGCCAGCUUUCUUUGCAACAUUAAAGGCAACUCAAAACCUUGGAAGAAAAGACGUGCUAAAAUUUUCAAACGUAGUAACCAAUAUUGGAAGUGGUUAUGACGUCAACACGGGAAUUUUUAGAGCACCAAAGACGGGUGUAUAUGAGUUCUCUGCAAAUUUCAUUUCAAAUGGUGACAUGUGGCUUGAAAUAAACUUAAUGAAGAAUGGACAUUUUAUAGCUCGGGGUCAUUGUGCAAAGACACAUGGCGUUGCUGGAACACUCCAAGUAAUACUGGAACUACAGAAAGGUGACACGAUAUAUCUUCAACAUCCACGAGAUUCCGGAUCGGUUUACGGUGCCGAUUACUCCAUGUUUUCUGGACACAUGCUUUGAUAAGAAGUGUAACUGAUCCAUGAAUUAAUUUGAUACCAUUGUGUUAUUGUGUUUUAUUUGAUUGUCAUUGCCUAAAAUAUAACGCUUUGGUACUGGCAUGAUUUAACUGUAAUUUUUCAUUUUAUGAAUUAUGGAAUUGUUUGAAAACUGAGGUUGCAGAUAUAUUUGAUCAUAUUCUGUUUUUAUCUAGACCUGCUGUUGACGUACUCUAAAGUAUUUUAUCAUUUUGACUUUAAACUUUUUUUCGAACAUACCUUAAGAAUGAUUUUCCAUAAACAUGUUAAAGAAGUGUCUUUCGCACUACAAUUGGUACACUAUUAAUGCCGAAUUAAUGUAUAUAUCUAUAUUAAAAGUCAAUCUGAAACUUUUCCUCUGUUAAUCAAGAUACUUAAAACAAUUUAUAUUCACAGGAAAUCCAGUUGUCUAUAAGUUUCAAAUUCGUCAAUUGAUCAAGACAAAAAGACCCACGUAAUUACAUUUAAUAUUUUAAGUAUCUUGUUCAUAUUUCAUUAUGAACUUUUUAUUUGAUAAUAUUUAGCGUCAUAUUCAUAUUCAGUUUGAUAAAUAAUAUAUUCUUUCUGUUCAGCAUUUAAGAAGACGGACAAAAGAUUAGUUGUUAUGAUAAAUUUAAAAGUUGAUUUAAAACAGUAAUAAUAUAAUGGUUGCACAUUUAAGAGCUAAUUAUUUGUCAAUGAAUAAUAUUUGUAAAAAAAAAUGGUUGGAAAAUGCCUUAAUAUUCAUAUAUAAUGCAUGCUUUUCUGAAGAUUUAUCGCAGGUUAUGUAAUAUAUUGUGUUGCUAAUGUCAUGUACUAAUAUACAGUCGCAUUGGGAAUAGAUCCUCCCCGUUUUUUUCAAAUUUUCCAAUAAAUAAGAUAAUCUAUCAACUCCAAAAAUACAUACCUUUUCGGGGUUUUUUUUGGGUUUUUUUUGUUGUUUUUUCUGGUAGAUGGUUUGUAUGUUCAAUCACUCAACCAACUAGAAAUUACAAAUUUUAAAUGCUUUGAUAGAUUUUUUUUAAAUAAACACAAAAAGGGGACCCAUUCCCCAACUGUCUGUGUACUAAUAAGCUUUAUCUGUUUGAAGUCAUGAUUAAUUGAAAUGAACUGAAAUAUCUUAACGCCAUACAUUGUAUUAACCACUUACUUUGAAUACAUAUUGUAACUAGUUGGUAUAAUGUAAUAAGCAAACAUAUUUAAUAAAAACAUUUGUAAUGUUAUACCAAUAAAUCAUCGGGAGAUGCGGAUUUCAUAGAUUGAUGCAAAUUAUGAAUACAAGUACUGAAUUACGGUACAUAGAAUGAUCGUAUUAAGGAUACAAUCUUCAAAAUGAGUAAUUGAUGAUAAAAGGUUACAAAAGCUCUAGUACAUGUACAUUGUAUCAUCUUGAAGAUAUAUACAGCAUAUACAAUCGCUGCUCGAAUGUUGCUACAUAGAAAUGGAAAGUUUGAAAUGCGAAAGCAAAAAAUCAUAACUUGUAUCGUAAAAUUGUGUUUUCAUCCAAAAAAAUGUACAAUAUCUAAAAGUAAACCAAGAAAAAACAGUCA